UCAAUUUUGAUCAUGAAUUCAGGCAUGCAGUCAUUACCUAUCUCUUAUCGGAAUGUUAUGCCGGUUGCUCUCAUUUCUAGCCGGAGUUCAACUUAUGCUCGUGUCCAUUGUUGCUCUUCAUCUCUUGGCCAUGUUAUGGAUGAGGAGAGGUUCAUUGAAGUUUCUAAAAGCGGAAACUUGAUUCCGCUGCAUAGAACCAUUUUUUCUGAUCAUCUGACUCCGGUUUUGGCAUACCGAUGUUUGGUGAAAGAAGACGAUCAUGAAGCUCCAAGCUUUCUAUAUGAGUCAGUUGAACCUGGUAUUCAAGGUUCUAGUGUUGGUCGUUAUAGCUUGGUGGGAGCUCAACCAUCCAUGGAAAUUGUAGCUAAGGAACACAAUGUGACUAUAUUAGACCACCAGACUGGAAAAUUGACUCAGAAGACGGUCCAAGAUCCGAUGACAAUUCCAGCAAGUAUUUCCAACGGAUGGAAGCCCGGACUUAUUGAUGAUGAACUUCCUGAUACCUUUUGUGGUGGAUGGGUUGGUUACUUCUCAUAUGACACAGUUCGAUACGUAGAGAACAAGAAGUUACCAUUCCUAAGCGCUCUAGAAGAUGACCGUAACCUUGCAGAUAUUCAGUUAGGACUUUAUGAGGAUGUCAUUGUGUUUGAUCAUGUAGAGAAGAAAGCGUAUGUGAUUCACUGGGUGCGGUUGGAUCAGUACUCCUCUCUUCCUGAGGCUUAUAUAGACGGGAAGAAACGCUUGGAAAUAUUAAUGUCUAGAGUACAAGGAAUCGAGUCUCCAAGGUUAUCUCCCGGUUCUGUGGAUUUCCGUAUUCAUGAAUUUGGAUCAUCGUUAACCACGGGAAACAUGACACGUGAUGAGUACAAGAAUGCCGUCUUACAGGCAAAGGAACACAUUGCUUCAGGAGACAUAUUUCAAAUUGUUUUAAGUCAACGUUUUGAGAGAAGAACAUUUGCUGAUCCAUUUGAAGUCUACAGAGCAUUAAGAAUUGUGAAUCCAAGCCCAUACAUGACUUACAUACAAGCCAGAGGCUGUAUUUUAGUUGCAUCGAGUCCAGAAAUUCUAACGCGUGUGAAGAAAAGAAGAAUCGUUAAUCGACCAUUAGCUGGGACAAGCAGAAGAGGGAAGACACCUGAUGAGGAUUUGAUGUUGGAAAUGCAGAUGUUAAAAGAUGAGAAGCAAUGUGUGGAGCACAUCAUGCUAGUCGAUUUAGGACGAAAUGAUGUAGGAAAGGUAUCUAAACCUGGUUCUGUGAAUGUUGAAAAGCUCAUGAGCAUCGAGAGGUAUCCCCAUGUGAUGCACGUAAGCUCCACGGUGUCGGGAGAGUUGCUUGAUCAUUUAACCUGUUGGGAUGCACUGCGUGCUGCGUUGCCUGUUGGGACUGUCAGUGGAUCACCAAAGGUAAAGGCAAUGGAGUUGAUCGAUAAGCUAGAAGUAAGUCGGAGAGGGCCUUACAGCGGUGGAUUUGGAGGCAUUUCAUUUUCAGGUGACAUGGACAUGGGAUUAGCUCUAAGGACGAUGGUAUUCUUGAACGGAGCUCGUUAUGACACAAUGUAUUCAUACACGAAUGCCAGUAAACGUCGAGAAUGGGUUGCACAUCUCCAAUCUGAGGCUCGAAUUGCCGCUGAUAGUGAUCCUGAUGAGAAACAGAUAGAAUGUGAAAAUAAAAUAGCUUGUCUAUGCAGGGCAAUUGACUUGGCUGAAUCAACUUUUGUUAAGGGAAGAUCAUCAGUACUCAAGAUAAAUGGUUCUGUUCCAAAUCUAUUUUCAAGGGCCAGAGUAAAUGAAAAAAGAAACUAACUAGCCAAAUGAAAUGUGCUUGACGAAUCUCAGUAGCUCAGUUAGUUGGAUUUCUACCUGAACUUUCAUUUUGUUGGUGAGGGUUCGAUUCCUCAUUUUGUAAUCCCUCUACUAGGGGUGUUAACGAGUCGGUUUGGGUCGGUUACUGGUCAAAAUCAAAACCAAACCAAUUUAUAAAUCGAUUUUUAAAUUAUUAAAACCAAA
Molecule: messenger RNA, 2007 nt
Organism: Solanum dulcamara
Lineage: Eukaryota; Viridiplantae; Streptophyta; Magnoliopsida; Solanales; Solanaceae
Product: anthranilate synthase alpha subunit 2, chloroplastic-like
Exons: 11
Coding region: 13-1803 (596 amino acids)
Biological process (GO): L-tryptophan biosynthetic process
Molecular function (GO): anthranilate synthase activity
Source: RefSeq, a predicted model, not a curated record